AUGGCGGCGGCGGCGGCGAAGGAGCUUCCCUCCACGGUGCUCUCCCGCAACAAGGAGGGCAUGGAGGCCCUCCGCAAGGGCGACGUGCAGGCAGCGUUUGACCAGUUCAAGGAGGCAGAGUCGAUCCUGACGUCGCGCUCCUCUGAGAUGGACGGGGCGACGAGCCUGCUGGCAGUGACCUGCAACAACCUCGGUUUGUACUACAAGAAGGUCGGCAAGCUCCACGGCGCCCUGAGCUACCUGCGGAGGGCUCUCAAGAUGGAGACCGACCUGGGCACGGACGAGGUCACCCUCGCAGGGACGCACCUCAACAUCUGCGCCAUCCUGUCCAAGCUGGACAAGCACGACAGGGCGGUCCAGCACGCCCUGAACGCGCUGGACCUCGUCAACCGGCGAGUCCAGGUCCAGGACCCAGACCAGGUGUCGAAGGACGAGUUCUCGGUGCUCGCCAUCGCGUACCACACGCUGGCCGUGGAGAGGGAGUGCCUGCAGCAGUUCGAGAAGGCCGCGGAGGCGUUCAAGAAAGGCCACGAGGUCGCCUGCAGGCACCUCGGCGCGGAGCACCCGCUGGCCAUAUCGCUGGGGAGCAACUGCGACGCUGUCCUGGUGAAGUCUCGCAAGCUGGCGAGGGCUCCCGUCAGACCGUACUCCAGCGGA
This is a messenger RNA of Prorocentrum cordatum, 657 nucleotides long. NCBI's taxonomy places the organism in Eukaryota, Dinophyceae, Prorocentrales, Prorocentraceae. The record is from the annotation of a GenBank genome assembly.